AUGGCGAAAUCCAUGAGAUCAAAUGUGAAAAAGGCGCACAGAUCUGCUAAGCGUAGCAGGGAGGAUUCAGAUUACCAUAUAAAGGAUCAAGCGAGGCUGGCUAGGCUGAACAGUAGACUGACCAGCACACAGCCAUCUGACGAGGCUAUUAAGGACAAUAGACCUGAGUUUGCAGAGGAUCUGGGUGCUGGUGAGAUGCCCAUCAACACCGAUUCGAAUACCGACAAAAAGGUUUCAACCCACGGCCGAGACGUAGGCAGACAUCGCAAGCGCCAGCAGGCGAGAUCUGGGGCAUCUUUCAACGGUAGAAAAGGUGGAAAUCUUAUCCAGGUUUCUGGCCAAGUGAAGCUCCGUGACUCGUCCAAUUCCAAUUUGAGGACAGGCAGCAUCGAGCUCGACGUGCACCGCCUCGACAUGCUCAACGCGGCCCGCUCACUCCCUUUCAAUCCUCUCUCCCCCACUUGCUCCUCCGACGUCGAUCUCAAGCUGAAGCACCGCUAUCUCGACCUGCGCAGCACGCGCCUCACCCAAACUCUCCAGCGCCGGUCUCAGAUCACCCACUCUAUCCGCACCCACCUCCACUCCCUCAGCUUCACCGAGAUCGAAACUCCGAUCCUCCUCAACUCUUCUUCCGAAGGCGCGCGGGAGUUCCUCGUCCCCACACGCUCCUCCGACACUCCCUCCUUCUACGCGCUCUCCCAAUCGCCCCAGCAACCCAAGCAGCUCCUCAUUGCUUCUGGCUGCACUGACGCCUAUUUCCAGAUUGCUAGGUGUUUCCGUGAUGAGGAUGGCAGGAAGGAUAGGCAGCCUGAGUUUACCCAGCUGGAUGUUGAAAUGGCCUAUGUCAAUGGUGCUGCCUCGCCUGACUCGUGCGCGCGCGGGUGGAAUAUCGGUGGUGAGCAGAUCCGCCAGCUUAUCCAAGGGCUAGUGGGGGAGUUGUGGGCGCGGUAUAUGCACACCCACAUUCCAAGCAUACCCGUCAUGUCCUACACGCACGCCAUGAACACUUACGGCUCCGACAAGCCCGACCUGCGAUUCGAUUUGGCCAUACGCGGCGUGGCUGAGGGUGGAGGUGAGUGUGUAGGUAGUGGUGGCGUAAAGCAAACUCAAAUGCAGACGCGAGCACUCACGCUGGACAAAGAGACAGCCUCGCGAGUGAGCGCAGAAUUCUACGCUGCUCACCCUCCUACUCCGCCCACACCACAGAUGGUCGCCUCGCUCGGCCUGCAAGAGGGGGAUGUGGUGUGGUGUGAAGAUACGCCGGUGUAUCCCGACGGUGGGGGAACUGCACUGGGAGCACUGCGUCUGGCGCUUGCAGAUCACCUCGCCCUCCCCCACACCACACCCUAUGCUUUCACGUGGAUCACCGAGUUCCCGCUCUUCACGCGUGCGGAUGAGGAUAAAGCACAUCUCUCACGUGGGCGUUACGCCUCCACUCACCAUCCUUUCACAGCACCACAUGCAGACGACGUGCACCUCCUCCACACAAACCCAGAGCGCGUGCGCGGCCAGCACUACGACCUCGUACUCAACGGGUGCGAAAUCGGUGGGGGCAGUGUGCGUAUUCAUGAGGCGGAUUUACAAGAGAGUGUUUUUAGAGACGUCUUACGUCUGAGCGAGAAGGAGGUGGGUAGAUUCAGUCACCUCCUACAAGCCCUAGCUAGUGGUGCCCCCCCUCACGCUGGUAUUGCGCUCGGGCUCGACAGGCUCAUCGCUCUCAUGUGCGAUACAACCUCUAUUCGUGACACCAUCGCCUUUCCGAAAUCCCUCAAUGGGCGCGAUCGCCUCUUUGGAUCGCCUUCCCCGUCUCAACAUCACAACCUCGCGGAUUAUCGCCUUGCUGCGAUGGAGUAA
Molecule: messenger RNA, 1854 nt
Organism: Wallemia ichthyophaga EXF-994
Lineage: Eukaryota; Fungi; Basidiomycota; Wallemiomycetes; Wallemiales; Wallemiaceae
Product: Aspartate--tRNA ligase
Exons: 3
Coding region: 1-1854 (617 amino acids)
Biological process (GO): aspartyl-tRNA aminoacylation
Cellular component (GO): mitochondrion; cytoplasm
Molecular function (GO): aspartate-tRNA ligase activity; ATP binding
Source: RefSeq, a predicted model, not a curated record